Molecule: messenger RNA, 1218 nt
Organism: Exophiala dermatitidis NIH/UT8656
Lineage: Eukaryota; Fungi; Ascomycota; Eurotiomycetes; Chaetothyriales; Herpotrichiellaceae
Product: 4-nitrophenyl phosphatase
Exons: 1
Coding region: 1-1218 (405 amino acids)
Molecular function (GO): phosphatidylinositol transfer activity
Source: RefSeq, a predicted model, not a curated record
AUGUCCGCCCAGGUAGGAAAUGGCAGCGCAGUUCCCACUGAGUCGACGGGUGCCGACAAGGUGGCUGACCUCGCUUCGAGUGUGAGCCAAGUCAAGAUCAACGAAGGACCUGUGCAGGCCGGAGAAACUCCCACCGUUAAAUCCUCCCAUGUGCCCUCAGAGCCUACCAACGGACCCUCCGCAAAUUCUCAGGAUGCGGCCACCCCGAAGAAGACGUUGAAUCUGCCACGCAGCGCUGCGGAUGGAAUUAUCAGGAAACCCUUUGCCGAGCCUCUAGAAACCGCAAAGCCUACACCACGACCGCCCUUGUCAACUGAUCAGGAGGUCAAAUAUGAGACGUUGCUCAAGAAGGUGUCCGCAUGGACCGGAAUCCCAGAGACUUCUUCCAAAGGCUCAAAGACAAGGCCUUUGACAGAUGCGGAACGCAUGUGGCUCACUCGGGACUGUCUAUUGCGCUACCUGAGGGCCACAACUUGGAACGUGGCACAAGCCGAGAACAGACUGAGAAAUACGUUGGUAUGGCGUUGCGAGUAUGGUUUAGAGAAAAUCACAAAGGAUUACAUUUCCGUUGAAAAUGAGACCGGGAAGCAGGUGAUUCUCGGUUGGGACAUUAAUGCAAGACCAUGUCAUUAUCUGAGGCCAUCCAAGCAAAACACCGAACGGAGUGACCGCCAAAUCCAGCAUUUGGUGUACAUGCUUGAACGGUCAAUUGACCUGAUGCCUGUGGGACAAGAAACGCUUGCCCUGCUCAUCAAUUUCGCCGAGACAAAGGCUUCUCAGGGUGUGACGCUGUCUCAGGGGAAACAAACGCUCAAUAUCCUGCAGAAUCAUUAUCCGGAACGUCUGGGUCGUGCUCUUGUUGCGAAUGUGCCAUUCUAUAUCUCGGGUUUCUUCAAGUUGAUCACCCCGUUCAUCGACCCGGUGACACGCGAGAAAAUCAGGUUUAACGAAGACAUGGGUUUACAUGUGCCUCGGGACCAACUGAUGAAGGAGAGCGGCGGCAAUGUGGAGUUCGAGUAUGUCCAUGAGGAAUACUGGCCAGCUUUGAACGAGCUGUGUGAGCUGAAAAGGUCCGAAGCUUGGGAGAGAUGGGUCAAGGGAGGAAAGAGGAUAGGCGAAUACGAGGCUUAUCUCAAGGGAGCAGAGCCUAGCCUAGCUGAGCGUGAGAAACAAGGGGCCACUGCGACAGGCCAAAAUGGCAAUGCAGCAUCGGGUUGA